Acanthamoeba castellanii str. Neff is the source of this 402-nucleotide messenger RNA. RefSeq lists its product as uncharacterized. The record is from RefSeq and is a predicted model, not a curated record. The coding region runs from base 1 to 402 and encodes 133 amino acids. NCBI's taxonomy places the organism in Eukaryota, Discosea, Longamoebia, Acanthamoebidae. The transcript is spliced from 4 exons.
AUGUGGAAGCAAAGCUCGCGAGUUGCUGUCGUGGCUAGGAGCCGUGCCCUGCUGCCGCGUCGCGCUGGUGCUGAAACGGAACCUGAAUGGAAGCUUUACGAAGAGGGCGACCCCAAUCUCUUCGAUAACUGGAAGGGCAAGGCACCUGGCGCGCUGGCGGAGCAAGUGGACAUUGAUCCGAAUGAUUGGCAUGCGAUGACCCCCGACUACGACACGUCGGUGUCUAUCCAACAUGCUCUCAUCUCCUUGGGCACCGCCUUUGGCGUUCUUGCGGGCUUCUACUACUUCUGCAAGGCCAUCGCCCCCGAGCCCGCCCUCAUUCCACGCAACGACUGGCGCACGGUGCCGCCCAGCAUCGUAAACGACCAACCCGGCACUCCCUACACGCCCCGUCCGCAGUAA